Molecule: messenger RNA, 1449 nt
Organism: Cajanus cajan (pigeon pea)
Lineage: Eukaryota; Viridiplantae; Streptophyta; Magnoliopsida; Fabales; Fabaceae
Gene: TOM1
Product: tobamovirus multiplication 1
Cellular component (GO): plant-type vacuole membrane
Source: RefSeq, a predicted model, not a curated record
GCUUGCUAGGUGCGAGUGCGACUGAGGUUGAAGAAGCUUAGUUGAGAGUUUAGACGAGAGAGAGAGAGAGAGAGAGAGCGCGCGAAAGUUGUUGUUUCCAUCUCUCAACCUGCACACCACAGGCCCACACACACUCCGACUUGAAGACUGUCAGCGCAACAUGAGAAAUCUGCUACUCAUGGAGAUUGCGCCUCUCUACCCCAGCUUAAGGUGGUGGGACGAAAUCAACUCCUCCUCGCGAUGGCAGAGCGCCGUUUUCUACUUCCUCUGCGCUGCUUACGCUCUCGUCUCCUCCAUCGCUCUCAUUCAAUUGAUAAGGAUUGAAGUUAGAGUGCCUGAGUAUGGUUGGACCACGCAGAAGAUUUUUCAUCUCAUGAACUUCAUUGUCAACGGAGUACGUGCAGUGGUGUUUGGAUUGCACAAGCUAGUUUUUCUUUUGCAUCCUGAGGCAUUGAUUUUGGUGCUAUUAGAUCUGCCAGGACUACUGUUUUUCUCGACAUAUACACUUCUAGUCCUUUUCUGGGCAGAAAUUUAUCACCAGGCACGGGGUUUACCAACUGAUAAGCUCAAGAUAGUUUAUAUUUCAGUAAAUGCUGCCUUAUACAUUAUCCAGGUUUGUAUUUGGAUAUACCUCUGGAUAGAUGAUAACAGUGUCGUGCAGUUCAUUGGAAAGAUAUUUAUUGCAGUUGUGUCAUUUAUGGCUGCACUAGGCUUCUUGAUAUAUGGAGGAAGAUUAUUUUUCAUGCUGAGACGCUUCCCAAUUGAAUCUAAAGGAAGAAGGAAGAAACUUAAUGAGGUCGGAUCGGUCACAGCCAUCUGUUUCACCUGUUUUCUCAUAAGAUGCGUUAUGGGUUUUCUGUCUGCAUUUGAUUCAGAUGCAUCUCUUGAUGUUUUGUACCAUCCUAUUUUGGACUUGAUCUAUUACAUGUUGGUUGAGGUCCUACCUUCAGCUUUAGUCCUCUACAUCCUGCGCAAAUUGCCUCCAAAGAGAAUAUCAGCCCAAUAUCAUCCUAUUCGUUAACUGCUGUUCAUAUUGGAUCCUAAUUUAUUAAUUUACCUGGCCCAUUGUUUAUGAUUUUAAUGGUUUUGGGUUAGAUAGAUACUUUUAAGUUCAUUUGGAAAAGCAGAUAAAGAAAAAGGAUCCAGAUAAAGUCUCAUGGCAGUAGUUCUUAUAUGGUGACACUCAGCAGUUGCUACCUGGGAAGGAUACUUUGGAUUCAGGUUUUGUACGAUGCAAUGACAAGUCUCAAGAGCUCGAGUUAGUUUCUGCAGUUAUUGUCCCUGCCCAAAGAGAAAUUGUUGUAGUGUAGGCACAAGCUUGUAAUGAUGAUCUAUUUACAAAAAAGCAUUUUAUACAAUGUUGAGUGUCUUAAAAAAAAUAUUUCGUUUUGUUUAUUAGUUUAGAAAUACUUCAAUUUGAACAAAAUGAAAAUUGUCUCUUGAUUAUUA